Molecule: messenger RNA, 5684 nt
Organism: Hippoglossus stenolepis (Pacific halibut)
Lineage: Eukaryota; Metazoa; Chordata; Actinopteri; Pleuronectiformes; Pleuronectidae
Product: rho GTPase-activating protein 20
Exons: 15
Coding region: 312-3782 (1156 amino acids)
Biological process (GO): signal transduction; regulation of Rho protein signal transduction
Molecular function (GO): GTPase activator activity
Source: RefSeq, a predicted model, not a curated record
CACCCUGCCAGUCAGACAGGCAGGAGCAGGGGGACAGAGAGUACACAGACCGCAAUGCAAUCUGUGGUUUCUGACUUGUUCAUGGAUAAAUUGUCUCUGUCUGAAUUAAACUUCUUUGCCUGAUGCAUCCACAGAGCAUCAGGUGUGAAGGAAGAGGUUCCUGAACCUGAGACCUCCACAGGAAGAAGAGGAGAAACACUGGAUCUAAAGCAUGCACUGAAAUCCAACGGGCCAAAGUGUCAAAUCAAGAUUAUCUGAUGUCAACAGUUGUCAGCACAGACGUCUGACUCAUACACUCGGAGUCCUGCACGAUGCCGGCAGGAGGAAGGAGGUUUUCAGACGUGGAGAUGUUAGUGGGGAUGGAGGACGAGCAAAGGGACACUGCCAGGAGCAGGGCUGGGAGCUGUGACGACUUUUACACAUUCAGAAAGAUGAAGACCUUGGCCCAAAGACGACAGUCGGCUCCUUCGCUGGUCAUCAGCAAAGCACUUACCAGAUCGAGAAGCACGUCCAGGGAAAGCUGCCUGACGCCAGUAAGCCCAGAGUCGUGUCCCCUCGUCCAGGCGUUCCUGGCUGAGUGUCCAGGCCGCCUAUUCCUGGGACACGCCCAAACGCAGCUAAAGACGGGCCUGCAGACUCAGGAGAGGCAUCUCUUUCUCUUCACGGACACGCUACUCGUCGCCAAGGCCAAGUCUCCGACUCAUUUUAAAGUGAAAGCCCAAGUCCGGGUGUGUGAGAUGUGGACGGCCAACUGCAUCGAGGUGGUGUGUGAAGGAAGCACUAACACAGAGAGGAGCUUUGUCAUGGGUUGGCCCACCUACAACUGUGCGGCCACCUUCAGCGCUGAGGAGCACAAGGACAAGUGGUUGGCGCUCAUCAAAAGUCGGAUAAUUGAGGGAAAAGAGAAGGACGACCCUAAGACCAUACCACUCAAGAUAUUCGCAAAGGAUAUUGGAAAUUGUGCUUAUGCCAAGACGCUUGCUGUCAGCAACAACGACAGCACCACUGAUGUCAUCCGAAUGGCUCUGCAGCAGUUUGGCAUAUCGGGUUGCGUUAAAGACCACCGGUUGUGGGUGAGCUCCAGUAAAGACGACCCUCCGUACCCUCUAAUCGGCCAUGAGUUUCCCUUCAGCAUCAAGAUGAGCCACAUCCGGGACGGUGGGAGCAACGGCGGAGGACGCGGAAGAGGGGGGGAUCCAACAAGUCCCACAGACUGUCCAGGGGUGAUGCUGCUGGACCAGUGUCUCCCUCCUGACACCCAGUGCCAGUUCAUCCUCAAACCAAGCAAAGUCGCCCCAGGACAGGCUCAACUUCUAGAGCCCGGUCAGCAGAAGUCUUUUAAGAGGAAGAGGUCUCUGAUCAACUGGCCUUUCUGGAGAGGCUCCAACACACAGCUGGACAGCCUGCCCCUUUCCCCAACCUCCAUCUCUCCCACUCAGGGGCGGCUGUUCGGACGACCACUGAGCUCCAUCUGCUCUUCAGACCACGGCCUGCCCAAGCCCGUCAUGGACAUGCUGGUGUUCCUGUAUCUGGAGGGGCCCUACACCCGGGGCGUCUUCAGACGGUCGGCCGGGGCCAAAGCUUGUCGGGAGCUUCGAGACAGACUGGACAGUGGGACUGAGGACCCAGAGAUCUCACACCAGUCUGUGUUCAUCAUCGCCGCCGUCUUCAAGGACUUCCUGCGAAAUAUCCCGGGCAGCUUGUUGUGUGUGGAUCUGUACGAGCGGUGGAUGGACGUGAUGGAGGGAGACCGAGGGGAGGAGAGGACGCAAGCUGUCCAGAGGUUGCUCCACCUACUACCUGGCGAGAACCUGCUUCUGCUGCGACACGUGAUCGCCAUACUGCACUGUAUCCAAGGCAACGCCCUCGACAACCAGAUGAACGCCUUCAACCUGUCUGUCUGCAUCGCUCCCAGUAUGCUUUGGGCUCCGGCGCCAAGCACCCCUGAGAUGGAGGGGGAGGGCACCAAAAAGGUGUGCGAGCUGGUCCGGUUCCUCAUAGACAACUGCAGCAGCGUCCUGGGAGAAGACAUCACCUCGCUGUUCAGAAGCUUCAGCCAGAAGAGCAGCAGCAGUGACCACGGAUCAGAUGCGUCGUCCUUCCAGAUGAACGACUCGUCCUACGACAGUCUGGAGAACGAGCUGAACGAUGACCCUGAGUCCCCCUUCCAGGAGCAGCUGCCGCUCCGUGACAAGGACAAGCCGGACAGCCGCAGCCGCGACUCCGUUAUUACCCUCAGUGACUGCGACCCUGACCCUGACCCCGAGAGCGACCUCCUGCUGCAGCUCCCCCCGCUGGCCAGACCCAGGAGGUUCAGCCCUGCAGUUCGACAGCCUCGCACCCGCCAGGCCAAUGGCGUGUCGCAGGGUCCCAGGAGGCUGAGGAGAAGUUCGGAGCCCGCCUUGGCCCUGGCAAGCACGCCGCCAUCAUGCACUUUGAUGGCUCACGCUGAUUGUCUGCCUGUAAGGAAGGCGAGCUACGAUGCCGCCAUGGAAGGGGAGCAGGAGCAGGGGGUGGAUGAGGUGUUCCUGGAGCAGGGGCUGAACGGGCUGCAGCUGAAGGAGGAGGGGGAGGAUGGACGUGAGAAGGGAGGAGCCAAAGUCCAGAAUGGAGGCUGGAGGAAGGUGAAGCACACAGCUCCACCUCCGUUGCGACUGGACGCCAGCUGUUCCAGUCUGUCGUCACCUGCAACCUCACCCACCGGCUCCUCCCUCAGCUCUUUAGACUCCGCCUUCUCGCAGUAUUCUACUGACUACGCCACCAAUGGGGUGAUUCCAUUGGCUGAGCCUCUUCCUCUCUCCCCUCUCUAUCCUGGGCGGCCCAUGCUGUCACCCAGGGACUCCCCCCCUCAGAGGGAAGCCAUGCCUCUAUGUCCACAGCCCACCCAGCCCAUCCGGACCACCUCCCACCCCCACGGCCUCCACCCUAACACAUGGCUCAAGAGGGACCGCCGCCUGUCACUUAAGCAGUCUGAUAACGGGCACACAGACGAGGACUUGCCUGUGGUAAAUGGGAAAACCAACCCAACCAGUCAUGGCUGCUCCGUCGGUGCCCAGGAGGCGGCGGGAGUGAACCGAAGCUGCCAGCGGAGAUCAAGCAGCCCUCCGUCCUACCAGCAGGCUCUGCAGCAGCUGCAGCACAGUCGCUCGCCUUUCUACAAGGGGACUGAGAAGCCCCUGACGGUCAAAGAGCUGAGGCAGCUCCAUGACCAGACCUGUACCCACAGACCCCCGAUCCCAGCCUCUAAUAACAACCCCAAACCCCCCAUAGGAAGUGAGGCCACACAGAAACUGGCUGGAAACGAGUGUGUUCAGCCCCCGCAGGGUGUUUUCUAUGGACAAAGCAGCACCACUCUGGUCCUCCAGAGGCAAAAGUCUCACUCUCUAACUCCGGCCAUGGAGGGACACAGAGGGAAGACCCUCCCCCGCCGAGCGUCUGAGCCCACCGAGGUCACUGCAAACUCCUCUCACCCAUCCUCCAGCCUCAGCCUGAACAGACCUCGAAUCUCGAAGGGUCAGGCCCAGGAUGCCGGCCUUAGAGUAACAGACGUAGAGCCCAACCAUGCUGAGCCUCGCUUCUGCCUGUCUCCCUCCGCCACCCAGACUGUACGGGACUACUUUUCCUCGCAGGAUCAGGAGGGUGCAGAUGCCUGCUUGCGGAGGAGUCAGGAGGUGGCACUGGCUAUAGUGCAGGGGAAGAGGGAGUGGCAGAGCAGGCGAUGCAGCGACCCGCGAGUGGACGACUUCGAGCAGCUUUUUUUCGCAGAAGAGUCAUACGUGUAAAUAAGAACAUUGUACAGACAAACUGUGUAUGAGAGAUUGAAUUUAUAAAACUGUUGUCAUUAUUAAUGUGAUUAUAUUCUUCCAUAUACUCCACCUGGCAGCAGGAGUUAACCCGGUGCAACAAAAAGGCAGUUUACUGCAAUGGUACAUCCAAGGUUCAAAAUCAUAAAAGGCAGAGAUGCUCCUCCUGCAUCAGUGAGUCUCUUAAUGGGAAUAAUCUGUAUAUUAUAACAAACAUCUGGCAAAAGUACAAUGAAAGUUUUGUUAGUUAUAAUCCCUAACAUUCUUUCAUGUUUUUUACAGUGAUGUUACAUUGAAGAUCCUCAAAAAUUUAUUUAUUGAGUAUUGAUGCCCAAUUUGUAAGAAACAAUUAACUGAACAUCUAGAUUCCUAAACAUCAGUAACUGUACUGUCAGUACAGGUUAAGUUACAGCCCUCUGAAAAACAUGUGUUCUCUGACUGUGUGUCCUUGCUUUACCUUCAGAAUGUGAAAUAAUGAGGGAAGCGGCGAAAAUGAAAGAUUGAGGAAGUCUUAUUUCAUUCCUGCAAAAAAAGAAGUGAGAAAUCAAUGAUGUACAUUGGCAUACGUGUGGUGAAUAAAGUUCUCAUGUAAAAAGAAUGACGUCAAGGACACAACCAGAGGUGACAGAUGUUUUAGAGGCUGCAAAAGCACAACUGUUAUUUACUGCUGCUCUGUACAAUAAUGACAAUAAGGUCAAGAUGAUCUGAUGCAAACACUGUGGACCUGGUUUUUAGUUCUUUCCACAACACCCGUGAUGUUUCCUGCAGUGCUAGAGGAGGAAAACACAGAUGUCUCCCACUGUACAUACUUGUACCUUAAAAACACAAUAUAUCUCAGAGUAUUUUAAAUAGCAAUUCCACCUUUAAUGACCGAUUGCAUCUGUUGAGUUUCUGUUUCUUUCUUGUGGAGUGUUUAUACAUCUGAGUCAGUGAAAUCAGUGGGGCUGGUAUUUAUUCGUAUGAGCUGAUUUUCCAGGCGCACACCACACAGUGUUGUCCUCUGCAGCUCUGGUUCAUGUCUCUGUCACCUGCGAGAGGAGGGGAGGGUGGGGGAGGAAGAAUAAAAACUGUCGAUGUGUGUGUGUGUGUGUGUGUGUGUGUGUGCGCUUGUGUGAAAGUCUGCUGAGUAUGACGUGAUCAUUGUCGGCCUGUCCUGAGCAGGAAUGUGAGAAAACUUGUGCCACUGAGGGAAAAAUCUCUUUAAUUCUUGCUUUCAUUGCACUUCAAUAGUUUCACCGAGAAACCCUGUUAGUCUCACAGGAACGUGAAGGAUACGGCCUGCGUGUGUGUUUGUGUGUGUGUUGAAUGCACAAACAGUCCCUGUAGCUGUUGUAUGUUUGUUCAUAAUAAUACGAUGAUGUUGCAGUGUUGAUUUCUGGUGUGACACUUUACAAUUAAUGACCUUAUUUCCCUGUGUAUUACUGCAAACUGUGUAGAUACAAACUUGUAGAUUAUGCAGUAUUCUCCAAGUAUUACUAUGAACUGAACUUUUCCACAGAACAACACUCUGGAAUAAGGUCAUUGUCAUGUGAAGUGUUGCCAUUUUAAAUGGUGUCAAAAUGUACUUUAAUCCUGUAUUAUUAAUAUUUUAAUUCCUCUCUCCAUUACAGUGAAUUGUGUCCAACAUGUAUAGCUCUGCAUAUUUAUGAUAUAGAAAUAUAUAUAUAUAAAUAUAUAUAAAUAUAUUAUCUUGUUCCUUUGGUAUGUUGUGUUGUGUAAGAAAUUCAUAUGUGUAUUUUUGUACAUGCCAAUUCUGCUGCUGCUGUCUCUAUAGAAAGUAUAUUUGCUACAAAAUGCACCAUUUGUAUAUUGUGUACAUCUGAUGUCCAGUGUUCAUGAGAACAAAAACCUUUUUAAUAAAUGUUGCUCUUGUGAAAACUA